Molecule: messenger RNA, 618 nt
Organism: Miscanthus lutarioriparius
Lineage: Eukaryota; Viridiplantae; Streptophyta; Magnoliopsida; Poales; Poaceae
Source: the annotation of a GenBank genome assembly
AUGGCCGUGCUCGGGGAGGUGUCGCUGGAGGAACAGCACCUCCGCAUAGAGAACGCACGGCUCAAGGACGAGCUGGACCGCGGCUGCGCCCUCGCCGGCAAGUUCCUCGGCCGCCCAAUCUCCUCUGGCAGCUCCAUGUCGGCCCUGCAAGGGUGCUCCGGCCUCGAGCUCGGCGUCGGCACCAACGGCGGGUUCUGGCUCGGCCCCCUCGGCGCGUCCGCGCUGCAGCCCCUCCCCCACCUAAUGGGCGCCGGCGGCCUGCCGGGCCCCGUGGGUUCUGCGGCGGCCAUGUGCCUGCCCGUGGGCAUCGGCGCCCUCGACGGCGCGAUGCACGGCGCGGCCGACGGCAUCGACCGCACCGUCCUCCUCGAGCUGGGGCUCGCCGCAAUGGAGGAGCUCAUGAAAGUGGCGCAGAUGGACGAGCAGCUCUGGCUCCGCAGCCCCGACGGCGGCGGCGGCCUGGAGACGCUCAACUUCGACGAGUACCACUGGGCGUUCGCCAGGGUGUUCGGGCCGAGCCCCGCCGGCUACGUCUCCGAGGCUACCCGCGAGGCCGGCAUCGCCAUAACCAGCAGCGUGGACCCCGUAGACAGCCUCAUGGACGCGGUACGCACCUGA